CCCGGAGCUGGCGCGAUGUGGAGCGGGCACGGGAACUUCGAUGGCGGGUACGGCACCAUGGGCGGCUACACGCAGUCCCCGGGCGGGUUCGGGUCGCCCGCUGGCGGCCAGCCGGAGAAGAAGCAGCGGAGCCGCUCGCAGAACAUCGUGCCCUGCACCGUGUCGCAGCUGCUGGCGGCCGAGCAGGUCGACGAGACCUUCCGGAUCUGCGAUGUGGAGAUCUCGCAGGUCACCGUUGUGGGCAUCGUCCGGCACGCGGAGAAGGCGCCCACCAACAUCCUCUACAAAGUGGACGACAUGACGGCAGCCCCCAUGGACGUCAGGCAGUGGGUUGAUACUGAUGAGGCAGGAGGUGAGAAUGUUGUGAUACCUCCAGGAACUUACGUUAAAGUAGCUGGCCACCUUCGGUCGUUCCAGAAUAAGAAGAGCUUGGUAGCAUUUAAGAUCAUGCCUGUGGAAAAUAUGAAUGAGUUCACCACACACAUACUAGAAAUUGUCAAUGCACAUAUGAUCCUCAGAAAAAAUAUUAUGUCAAGAGUGCCACCACAGUCAUUUUCCUCCACUGGGAUAAGUGACAUGGGAGGCUAUGGAGGAGGAGGAGGCAGCCUGCCAGUGAAUGGGCUCACAGCACACCAGAGCCAGGUGCUGAACUUGAUCAAAAGUUGCCAUGUGCCAGAGGGGAUGAGUCUGCAGGACUUGAAGCACCAGCUCCAGAGUAUGAGUAUGUCAACAAUCAAGCAAGCUGUGGAAUUCCUCAGCAGCGAGGGACACAUCUACUCCACGGUGGAUGAUGAUCACUAUAAGUCAACAGAUGCCGAGUGAAGUUCCUCCCAUCUGAUUUUAGAUCCAAGCAAAUGUUUGUCCGUGUUUCGAGAUACCUUGCUGAGCUCUGUUACAUAGAGGGAGACCUUUGUUCUUUAUGGGAAGUCCUGGUUACUUGGUGCAUGCCAACUCCUUGGAAUUCAAGGACAAGCAGAAUGUGUGUGAUUCUGGUAAUUGGACCUGAUUACCUUCUGGUAAUCUGGACCUGAUGCUCUGCUGUGACCAUGUGCCUGAAAGCAUAAUCAAACAUGGGAAAGCUGAACUCAAAGCUUCAGAGCUUUCACUUUGUUUUGGCUCCCUAGAGAAAUCCCUGUUAGAAACAAGAGCCUCUUUCUGAUGUCCUUUAUUUCUAGAGCUGUUUCUCCUAACUUGGCUUCCACUCCAUUUUCUUGACAAAGUGGGUAGCCAAGAGUAACCUUCCACUAAUGUACAGCAAUCAUGAGAAGAUGUUUUCAUUGUUUAGUUAAUUCAUUUAAAUCUAUAUUUGUACUAGAGCUGAUCUUGCUAGAGCUUUUAAACUUUUCCA
Molecule: messenger RNA, 1348 nt
Organism: Cinclus cinclus
Lineage: Eukaryota; Metazoa; Chordata; Aves; Passeriformes; Cinclidae
Gene: RPA2
Product: replication protein A2
Exons: 9
Coding region: 16-822 (268 amino acids)
Biological process (GO): nucleotide-excision repair; DNA replication; double-strand break repair via homologous recombination
Cellular component (GO): nucleus; site of double-strand break; chromosome, telomeric region
Molecular function (GO): DNA binding
Source: RefSeq, a predicted model, not a curated record